Molecule: messenger RNA, 1526 nt
Organism: Arabidopsis arenosa
Lineage: Eukaryota; Viridiplantae; Streptophyta; Magnoliopsida; Brassicales; Brassicaceae
Source: the annotation of a GenBank genome assembly
AAUAUCAUAUCUUCUCCAAUAGCAUUGAAGAUUUUUCUCCCUCUCUCCUUCUCUCUCUACUUAUUUUUAUUUUCCUAAAUCUUUGGAGCUUGUAGACGUCGUGCCGUUUUUAUUUCAAAACUCUAGAGGGAGAGAGAUGGAGGUGAAGGUUAGAAGAGAUGAGUUGGUACCUUUUGUAGCAAUGGCGAUAAUGGAAGCGUGCACGAUUGCUCUAACGAUAAUGGCCAAAACGGCGUUAACGGGAGGGAUGAGUCCUUUUGUGUUCGUUGUUUACACAAACGCGUUUGGAUCUAUUCUUCUUCUUCCAUUUUCUUUCUUCUUCCACAGGAAUGAGAGAACAGAACAAUCUAUCUUCUCUUGGCCACUCCUCGUUCGUGUUUUCUUUCUAGGUUUCACCGGGAUAUUUAUGUUCCAAAACUUGGCAUUUGUGGGACUAAGAUUCAGCUCACCCAUAGUCGUAUGUGCAAUGGGAUUGCAAAUCCCUUCCUUUUCCUUCUUGCUCUCUAUUCUUCUCGGAAAGAGCAAGUUGGAUUGGAGAAACACGAGCACGAGGGCUAAACUGAUGGGAACAAUAAUCUCAUUAAGCGGAGCAUUUGUUGAAGAGUUGUACAAAGGUCCCUUCAUAAGACCAGCUUCGUCUGCUUCCCCAACUCGUUUUCUUAAAUCAGUCCCUAAACUUUUGGUCUACUACAACCUCCCCGACAAUUGGUUUCUUGGCUGUAUCUUUUUGGCGGCCGCCGUUUUCUCUGUCUCCCUAUUCAAUGUUGUCCAGACAGGGACAGUAAAAAAGUAUCCACAUGUUAUGAAAGUGGCUUCGUUUUACAGCAUAGUCGGGACAAUCCAAUGUCUAAUAUUCUCGUUAUUUAUGGAGAGCGACCUAAGUGCGUGGAAGAUCCAACCUAACUUCGAUCUUUAUCUCAUUAUCGCCACGGGAACAUUCGGAAGUGUGAUACGAACAAGCGUACACGUAAAGUGCACUCAAAUGAAAGGACCUUAUUACGUGCCAUUAUUCAAACCCUUUGGUAUCUUUUGGGCUACACUCUUUGGCACCAGCUUCUUCGUCAACAGUCUUCACUACGGCAGUGUGUUAGGAGCAGCCAUAGCUGGUGUGGGAUAUUACACAGUAUCUUGGGGACAAUUGAAGGAAAGCGAAGCAAAACAAAAUCCAAAUGAAGAAAGAAAAUCCAUCAAAAAUAUUCAUCAUCGCCAAGAAGAUGAACACAAAGUUCCAUUGCUUAUUAAUCAGGAAGAAAGUCCUGUGUGAAUUUUGUAUUAUAUAUUUUUCAGAAGAAAAUGAGGGUCGCUUAAAUAUAUUUUUGGCCCCUUUCUUCUUUUUAUGGCGUGCGUGAAUAAGGAAAAAUGGGUGUGAGAGUGAGUUAAUUGAUCAGUGUCGUAUGGGACUAUGGGAGAUUGCUGAAGUAGGCUUUUUGGUCCGAAAAGCUAAACCUGCCCAAUGUAUAUAUACAUGUCUUUGAAUAUCUAGAGCUCGCUCUUAUGUUUCUAUGUAAUGAAUAAUCUCCAAAGCC